GAGGACAGAUCUGCCGGCGCCCUGUCUGGGAAUUGGCGAGCGGCGGCGCCUGGCAGGACUGGACCAGCCCUGGCGCAGGGUCCUGGGGGCCUCGUGGGUUGAGACCACCUCGGUUUGGGACAUGCUGGCUUGAGCCUGGGGUCCUGGCAUGGAAUUCCUAACAGCCUCCCAACCUCCUCCAGGAUCUCCAGCCAUGGAGUUGGAGGAACCCAAGGACACACUUUUGCCCUCUCAGGAUCUCUCCUCUGAUUGCCAGUGGGACCCAGCGCCAGGAGGCCACAGCAGCCUGAGUCAAAUGGAACUUGAUGGACUAAAUAUUCAGGACCUGGUACAACAGUUUGAAGCUCUGCCAGGUGAUCUGGUGGGCCUGUCCCCAGAUGGAGCCCCAUGUCCCCUGCACAUUGCCACUGGCCAUGGUCUGGCCUCACAGGACAUCACCGAUGCCCAUGGGCUCUUGUCUGCUGAGGCUGGCCGCGAUGACUUGCUGAGCCUUUUGCAGCAAGAUGAGUGCCCUCCUUCCCAGUUGUGUCCCCAGGAACCUCUGGACCCUGCUCCUCGCCUGUUGCAGCCCCCUGAGGACCCAGAGGAGGAUGCUGGCCCUCAGGAGUGGGCUGAGGGAGCCUCUGCUGAGCGGGGUGGCAGUGGGAGUUCAAGCAGCUCCCCGGAACCCUGGCUGGAGACAGUACCUCUGGUUGCUCCUGAAGAGCCACCUGCCAAUGUCAAGAGUCCCGAGACCCUGGCUUCAUACCCUGCCCUCCAGGAGGUAUCCGGCCCCUGUGAUCAUGAAGACCUCCUAGAUGGUGUCAUGUUUGGGGCCAAAUACCUGGGCUCCACCCAGCUGGUGUCCGAGCGCAACCCGCCCCCCAGCACACGCAUGGCGCAGGCUCAGGAGGCCAUGGACCGCGUCAAGGCCCCUGAUGGGGAGACUCAGCCCAUGACAGAGGUGGACCUCUUCGUCUCCACCAAGAGGGUCAAGGUUCUGAUGGCCGACUCCCAGGAGGCCAUGAUGGAUCACGCCCUGCAGACCAUCUCCUACAUCGCUGACAUUGGCAGCGUGCUGGUGCUCAUGGCCCGGCGGAGGGUGGCCCGGCGUCCGGCACCCCAGGCCCAUAGCCGCCGGCUCUACAAGAUGAUUUGCCACGUGUUCCACUCAGAGGAUGCUCAACUCAUCGCUCAGGCCAUCGGCCAGGCCUUUGCAGUGGCCUACAGUCAGUUCCUAAGGGAAAGUGGGAUCGACCCCAGCCAGGUGGGCACUCAGCAGAGCCAGGGGGCCACAGGCCCCGGGCACCUCCACAACGGGGACCUCGACCACUUCUCCAACAGUGAAAACUGCAGAGAGGUAUGCAUCGAGAAACGCCGGGGCGAGGGUCUGGGUGUGGCCCUGGUGGAGUCGGGCUGGGGCUCCUUGCUCCCCACAGCUGUCAUCGCCAACCUGCUGCAUGGGGGCCCGGCCGAGCGCUCUGGGGCCCUUAGCAUCGGGGACCGCAUCACCGCCAUCAACGGGACCAGCCUGGUGGGGCUUCCCCUGGCCGCCUGCCAGGCCGCCGUCCGCGAAGUGAAGUCGCAGACGCUGGUGACCCUCAGCAUCGUCCACUGCCCUCCUGUCACCACGGCCAUCAUCCGCCGGCCCCACGUCCGCGAGCAGCUGGGCUUCUGCGUAGAGGAUGGCAUUAUCUGCAGCCUUCUCCGGGGUGGUAUCGCCGAGCGCGGGGGCGUCCGAGUGGGACACCGCAUCAUUGAGAUCAAUGGGCACAGUGUGGUGGCCACACCCCACGACCGUAUCAUUGAGCUGCUCACCGAGGCCCAUAUUGAGGUCCACAUCAAGACGAUGCCUGCUGCCACCUACCGCCUGCUCACAGGCCAGGAGCAGCCUGUGUACCUGUGACCCGCCACCUUCACCCCCACCACCGUGCCUUAGUCCCCCCAGCCCUGGAACUCCUGCAGACUUGCCUCGGCUGGCCAUGGCCCCAAAGGUUUCUUGGCUCUAUAUUAUUUUUUGGAUGUAAAAAAUUAAAAGCUUUUCAAAAGGG
Phacochoerus africanus (Common warthog) is the source of this 2030-nucleotide messenger RNA. It is a transcript of the gene APBA3, whose product is annotated as amyloid beta precursor protein binding family A member 3. The record is from RefSeq and is a predicted model, not a curated record. Gene Ontology annotation, biological process: chemical synaptic transmission. Gene Ontology annotation, molecular function: amyloid-beta binding; protein binding. The transcript has 11 exons. NCBI's taxonomy places the organism in Eukaryota, Metazoa, Chordata, Mammalia, Artiodactyla, Suidae. Gene Ontology annotation, cellular component: cytoplasm; plasma membrane; dendritic spine. The coding region runs from base 149 to 1885 and encodes 578 amino acids.